GAAUGCAGUGGAAUGGGCAGGAGAUUUGGAGUGGAGUAGGGGCGACCGAGCUUUUCUUAUGUCCAUCACCAUGUCGCCCGAAUUCGGCUUUUAUUUUGCCACUCUCUUUCUCUCUCUCUCUCUCUCUCCCUCUGUGCUAGCGUAGCUCGUUGCCCGAUCUGAUGAGACUCUGAUCCUCACAGCGACGUUGACCACCCCUCGCUGCGCUCGCACCUCCGGCCGGGCGCCCCGCAUGGACCCCACAAGAGUGGCGCACCGAGUUGGCAUGGUUAAAGCACUCGCUCGCGGUUCCAUUCUCUCUUGAAUCACCCUUCUGUGUUGCGUUCGAUGUGCGCGCACCGCUGCCGAGUUCCGGCCCUUUAAGGAUUUGUCUGCCUCGCUAAGAGAAGAUUUGCUCGAAAUUCUGAGGAGUGCCAACUCCUCGACCGCCUGCUGCUGCUCCUCUUCCUCGUCGUCGUCGUCCAUGUCCAUUCCCAGUUUGCGGCGUGCGCUCUAACUCCCCGCCCGUCCGCCCCCACGCCCCGCCCCGCCCGAGUCCAGGGCGCAGCACCUCGACAGCGCCAUGACAGCCUGCGUUGCAAUUUCUCCUGACGCGAGAAUGGAUAGUAGCGGCUCGUGCGAUAAUCUGCACGGAUGUAUGUCGGACGAUUUGGAGCCUGCCUUCCGGCCCUCGUCCGUCGGGCUCUUGAAGGUGGAUGUCAUCAGCGCCUACAUGACGGCCGCUGCCGAGAUCGCCGAGCGCGAGGAGCGAGCCUCUGCUGCUGCCAGCACGCGCGCCCCGGAUUCCGCAGAAGUCCGAGCUCCUCGUCACAAAUCAGACGAAACUUCUUCACGGACCCUGGCCACCCAGGCCCAACCAGAAGCACCUCUUACACCGACGACGACAGCAGAACCAGCAGCAGCAGCAGCAGCAAUUGCUCCUCGGGAUUUGGAGACCCAUCCUGCCACCGAGAAGCCUGAGGAAUUGUGCCAGACACCGGAGGAGAACGCGUCAGAUGCCAUCCCUGCACCAUCGCCUUCGGUCCACGAAGAAGAGAAGGCUGAGGAGCACGAGGAGAAGUCGAGCAGCACAGCCGACUUGUCUCUGGUCGCUCAUGCCGCUCCGGCAUUCGAGUCCAGCCUCGAGAAGCUCGUAGGUGGGGAUUCUGUGCAAGAUGCAUCCACCAUCGCCUGCGAUGUGGGCAUUACUGCCAAGGACGAAGUUGCCGAGCUCGCUGAGGCCGACGAUGCUGGUGCGGACGCAGAUGCUGUGAAGAAUGUGAAGGCGGCUGGCGGUGAAAUGAACGAUGGCGCUGUCCCGAGCGCCGUCAUGACUGAGGAAAAUAUUGAUCGGAAUGACACUGCCCGCAGCGACGAGAACCCGGAUCUCGAAUCGCAUGCAUAUUCCGACUCUACUACGACCGCCGCAGGAGGAGCAGCAGCAGCAGCAGCAGCGACCAAUCCCGAGAUCGAGUCGUUAGGCCCUACCGAAGAGUCGUCGACGGUGGCGGAAUCCAUCAUUUCGGUUCCUGCAGAGGAUGAAGAUGCUGCGAAGGAUGCCACGAAGCCAACACAAUCCGUCGCCAAUCUAGCGAAAUCUCAUCCCUUCGAGUUCACCGGACUGAACCAUGUCGCCCUCUGCUGCGAGAGCUUGGAGCGGUCCCUCGAAUUCUACUGCGGCCUGCUCGGGCUCAAAACCAAUCUCGAUCGACCAGAUCUGCCGUACCGAGGCGCGUGGCUGUUGCUGGGGGCAGAGGGUAUUCAUAUCAUGGAGGUUCCCAACCCGGACCCUGUUAAGGGCCGCCCUCCCCAUGGAGGAUACGAUCGACACGCCUGCCUCAACGUAAAAAAUGUGGACCACCUGAGGAUGACAUUCGACCAAGCUGGGAUCAAUUAUCAGCUGAGUAUGGUGCCAUCUAUUUUCUGCCGAGACCCUGACGGCAAUGGUUUAGAAUUCAUUGAAGUGAACAGCGUCCACGUGGACUGAAGGAGGGGAGCAAAAGAUAUCGCCGCAUUUGUCGAAGUGAGCGAGCCGGUGGCAGGACGAGGUAGUUUGAGGAGUAAACCUGUCGUUCCCAGUUAGAUUCAUCCUACCAGCUGGAGGCGGACUUCUGAUCAGUUGCAGGACGCUCUGUACAUACAUGUAGACUUAUCCCAGGUGACAGGGAGUUCCAAUCAUAUCCACAUUCAUUCGAACCCCUCAUUCUCCUUCACUGGAGAUAAGUAUAGCACAAGUCUAUCUGGUUGAGAUUCUCUCGGGAACCCGAGCUUCCAGUGGACUUGGAAUGACGAAAUAGUCCCUAUAGAACACACCCACCAUUACGAGACCUUACCAAGUGUAGCAAGCAAGCGGCAGUACUGACUAGCAUCAACUCAUCGUCACUCACUCAAAGCACGUAACACCUUACUGUGAUGUACUGGCUACACUCUCUCGAGAGCAUGUGUAUACACUCAUGUGGGCUAUUGAGAGAUCCGUCGCCUUAGUACCCUGACCCAGCUGUCACUGGCCAUCUGCAAGGCUUCCCCCUCGACGUAUCUAGUAAAGACCUUAUCGGGCUAGCUUAGCUAGAUCAGCACUUAUCUAAAUGUGCUGCGAACGCGCACUCUACGCUAGGACUUUACUACGUUAUCCUUCGGUGGCACUAAGCGCCCCCACGGUGAAGUGAAGCAGAUGCUCAGUCACGCCUCCCCAUAGUAGUAGGCACCGCCCCCUCGUACAAUUAUGUAAAGGACAUAUUCGAGGCCGUUUCGUCCAACUCCCUUGCCGUUUAAAAAAGGAAGAAAACUCCAUAUA
Marchantia polymorpha subsp. ruderalis is the source of this 2773-nucleotide messenger RNA. The record is from the annotation of a GenBank genome assembly. NCBI's taxonomy places the organism in Eukaryota, Viridiplantae, Streptophyta, Marchantiopsida, Marchantiales, Marchantiaceae.